Molecule: messenger RNA, 2776 nt
Organism: Physcomitrium patens
Lineage: Eukaryota; Viridiplantae; Streptophyta; Bryopsida; Funariales; Funariaceae
Product: translocon at the outer membrane of chloroplasts 64
Molecular function (GO): protein binding
Source: RefSeq, a predicted model, not a curated record
GACCAUGCUGCUGCCCCAUUCUUUAUGAGACGCGUGCCGGGAGUGCCUGUUCCUUCAUGCAAUUCCCACACUGUGAUGGCAUGUGUGUGAUUCGCACCCUUCAGCUGCGUUUCGUCUUUCGUUUCGAACCGGGCCCCCUGGAAUCGAGGAUUCCAAUCCCCGAUUUGGUGAACCAUCUGGUACUUGUUGUUAGAAUCGAAGGGAUCGUAUGGAGCGAUCUUGUCCUGGGAGAUUCGAAGAAUGCAAAUCCAGACUCUGGGAGGCUAGAUGACAAUGGCGUGAUUUUGAUCAUAGGAGCGAUUCUUUGGAUCGGCGUUGUGAAUCAGGUGUAGAAGUCCAGAGCUAGAAUUGAAUCAUUGCGCUGCUGUGGAAUGACUUGCGACGUGGUGCUAUGCAGCUACCAUGCUGUUUUGAGAAUUGUGUGGAAUUUUUUGGCUGGAGUUUGGACUUUGCAUUGGCGAAGGGAGGGGUGAUAAGUAAGGGCAUUUUGGGACGUGAAGCUGAGAUAAAUUUUGCUUCGCAACCAGAGGUAUUCAUCAGGCGGUGAAUGAGCUAGGGUUAGGUUUCUUAGUUAGCAUUUGGUUUUGUACGUGUUAGGGUGAUCAAAUCGUUUGGCCCAGCGUGGAGCUCCUUCAAUCGAUUCGCGGUUUGUUCCGUGGCAGCGGACGAAACAUGCCGAGCGACGCAGUGGUGGCGAGGUCGAUCGGAGUCCUGCUAGGUCUUGGAAUUGCGGGAUUCUUCAUUCUCAGGCGGACCCUGAAAUCUUCAAGCAAGAAGGAUAAUGGGGCUUUCAUAUAUUACUUUGAGUUGCUCCCUCCACCCCCUCCUCCGCCCCCCAGCGCUCCACUUCCCCUUUCGGGGCUUACAUUCGCUGUGAAGGACAUAUUCGAUGUGGAAGGCUUUAUCACUGGGUUUGGUAAUCCAGUCUGGGCCGAGACCCAUGAGCCCGCCACCGUCACUGCCCCCGCAGUUAAAGUGCUCGUUGAGGCGGGUGCUAAAUGUGUUGGUAAACUUCAUAUGGACGAGCUUGCUUACAGCAUUAACGGAGAAAAUAAGCACUAUGGGACUCCAGUAAAUCCUGCAGCACCUAAUCGGAUUCCGGGAGGGUCAUCCAGUGGGUCAGCCGUUGCAGUAGCUGCCAAUUGCGUAGACUUUUCUUUAGGGACAGAUACUGGAGGAAGUGUGCGUGUACCUGCAGCGUUUUGUGGCAUUUUAGGAUUUCGUCCUUCUCAUGGAGCCAUUUCAGUAUCUGGAGUUCUUCCAAUGGCACAAAGUUUUGACACUGUUGGUUGGUUUGCAAAGGAUCCGAAAACUUUGCGGCAAGUUGGACAUGCUUUACUUCAGCUCCCUUACUCGGAUUCUAAACAGCCGCGGCGUGUACUUAUUGCUGAUGAUUGCUUCAAGCUGUCCUUGAUUCCCAAUGAGGACGUUGUGGGUGCAGUAAUCCGAUCAGUCCAGAAGCUGCUUGGCCGACAAGUUCUUCAAUACAUCAAUCUUGGAGACUUUAUUAGGCGGAAUGUGCCAAGCCUGAAAGAAUUGGAAAAGGAAAUUAGCAAUGGGUCUCCUAUUGGGGCACUUACUCUCCUUCGAACUGCUAUGCAGUUGCUUCAAAGGUGGGAGUUCAAAGAGAACCAUCAAGAAUGGUUAGAGAAUGCAAAGCCUGACCUUAGUUCUGACAUAGCUGCCCGUGUACAAGCUGCUCUCGACAUGAAGGGAGAUCAGGUGUCUUUAGUGCAACAGAUUAGAAACGAGGCUCGCUUUGCCAUUAACGACCUUCUAAAGAAUGACACAAUAUUAGUAAUGCCAACUGUCCCUGACAUACCUCCCAAGUUGGGCAUAAAAGCAGAUUUUCCCGACGAAUUCCGUGCGAGAGCAUUUGAUUUAUUAUCUGUAUCAGGAAUGUCGGGUUGCUGUCAGGUGAGCGUCCCGGUUGGAGAAUACAACAAUGUUCCUACUGCGGUAUCUUUGCUCGCUAAACGGGGGUCUGAUAGAUUUUUGUUGGAUACAGUGUUGACUGCUUAUCCCACCAUUCAAGAAGAAGCAAAGGGUGCCUCCGAUCGAUUUUCUGCGGAAGCUGCCGAAAUGGCCAAAGAGAAGGGCAAUGCUUCGUUCAAGGAGAAGGAUUACAAGAAGGCCAUUAGUCAUUACACUGAUGCAAUUCGGAUGGAUGAGAAUAAUGCUACGUUCUACAAUAAUCGUGCCAUGGCAUAUCUUCAGCUAUGCAGCUUUCAAGAAGCUGAAGCGGAUUGCACAAAAGCGCUUGGCCUUGACAAGAAGAGUGUGAAAGCUUACCUAAGGAGAGGCACAGCUCGUGAAUUUUUAGGUUACUAUAAAGAGGCUAAUGAUGACUUUAGGCAAGCUCAAAUCUUAGAACCUACCAAUAAGACAGCUAGUGAAGCGUUGGCCAGACUGAAGAAGCUUCUUAUUUAAAGGAAAGUCUGAUUUGGUUUAGUUUUUCAAGAAUUACUAUGUGGAGGAGGGUUGCUUAUUGCAAUUCAUGAUCACAUCUUGUGAACUAUAUGAGCUUCUUCUGCCUUUGAGACUUGACCCGUCCAUGAAAGUCGUUUUCAUCUGUGUUCGUCCGAGAGAGCUCGAUAUUUGUCCAGAGCAAUUUAGAUGUACAUCAGACGUGUUUUUGAGGUGCAGUACAUGUUUCCCCAGGGAUCGUGCUGAGCGUAGCGGCGUAGGUAGAUUAAAACGGGGCUUAUCUGUGCUUCGUUUAUGACCAUAGCAUAUUUUGAUUCCUCAACGUGUAUCCUAAAUGUGGUUAAAGCAA